GGGGGACUGAUGCUCGCUGCAUCAUACGCAAACUUUGCACGUAAGCGUAUACGUGCACAAAAGCGGCUGUAAGUUUCACCGAUUAAAAUACAUAAAAAAAAUUACGUAUGCAAAAUUGCACAUGGACAACUAUUAAACUCUUGUUUUUGCGCUAUGUCAACAUAAAUCAAGCCACCUAGCUUUUUUGCGUACCAGACGAGCACUGUCAUACAGGGCAUAAAAAAAUAGAAAAUCGAUGUAAAUAUUUAAAUAUUAGUUACUAUUUUGCAAACAGCAAAAGUUUAAGGCUGCAAGCGUAUUAGAUAUGCGCAAUGCGCUUGCGCACUUGGACGCGCGCAGGGCCCAACCCACCCCUCUCUCUGCGCGAAAGUGGGGGUGCGUGGGCGUGCUCUUACGGCUAUUGGAGGAUGGUGAGAAAAUAGUGGAGUGGGGGAAGGAGGCGCCUUUAAAGGGCCCUUCUGCGGCUCCGGUGUGCAGUACUACAAGUCAGUCUAACGCCGAAUCUCGGAGAGUUAACAGCAAAAUAAGUAAGAUCAAGUGUGCCUCUGAAGUUUACGCUUACAGCAGAACUUUUCCACUUGCUUCGAGUUUUGCACGUCUGCUACAAGUUUUCAUUUAUCUUCGCACGCGUUUAAAAUAGCUCAACACCAUGAGUACGAUUAAAGAGGAGAACAACUUCUUCUUCAUCGGUGACGGGACGGAGGUGCAGGUCAAAAUCGAACCAACCAUCGAAGUCAUCGAAGAACAGUUUUUUGAACCAUAUAGCUUCGAAGGUCUCGUUAAUGGUGACUUUGAUUAUUUAUUAAGUGGAAUGCGAGAGAAGGAAGAAGCGAAAGAAUCAAAAAACAACCAGACCAACACUCCUGUAAGGCUUAAUGAUACCGAAUUUAAGAUCCUAGAACAUGCUACGAAGCUUAAAAGCUCGCGCGUCGCGUUGACCAGACUAUCUAAUGAGGAGAUCCACGAGUGUCGCCGAAAAAGCGAAGCGAGGCGGGCAAAGAGCGUAGCCGAAGAACUGAAAAUGAAACCAAUGCUCAUGCGACUAAGAGAAAGAAAGACAAAAGUUGUCUACUAUCCUCGCUAAUUUGUAUUAGUAUGUAUUAGUAAUAACAAAUUACCUGAUCACUUUUGGGCAUUCCACCCUCGAAAUUCGUGUUCAGGAGGCAAUAAUACAGAAAAAAAACCUUGGUGAUCUACUGGUCAUUCAAGUCCGACGAAAAGUGCUCAGCGCCUAGCCUAUAUGUACCAUAGUAAUAUUAUUAAUUAAUUAAGAAAUAAAAAACCAUUUUUUUAUAAUUAAAAAUUAUUUUCUUAUGUACAGUAUUCAACGCUCACCCAUAAACCUAUUACAUAUUAUUAUAUAAUUUAUUCAUCACGUAU
Molecule: messenger RNA, 1380 nt
Organism: Nasonia vitripennis (jewel wasp)
Lineage: Eukaryota; Metazoa; Arthropoda; Insecta; Hymenoptera; Pteromalidae
Exons: 3
Coding region: 650-1084 (144 amino acids)
Source: RefSeq, a predicted model, not a curated record